AUGGCCCAGAUUUGUGGAAAUGCACUUAUUUCUUACUAUUUGGAAAUUGUGCUAAGGAACAUUGGCACUACAAACAGUAACGAUCAGCUCAAAAUAGAUAUUGGUAUGACGGUUUAUGCAUUAUGCUGGUCUAUAUUAUCUGCGUUAAACGUAGAUAAAUUUAAACGGAAAACUAUGUUUAUGGGUGGCUAUAUUCUUAUGUGUAUCUCAUAUGUCGGUUGGACUAUUUUAUCUGCAAUUAAUCGACAAUCUGGAUUUAAGAAUAAGGGAUAG
Molecule: messenger RNA, 273 nt
Organism: Debaryomyces hansenii CBS767
Lineage: Eukaryota; Fungi; Ascomycota; Pichiomycetes; Serinales; Debaryomycetaceae
Product: DEHA2E01012p
Exons: 1
Coding region: 1-273 (90 amino acids)
Biological process (GO): carbohydrate transport; transmembrane transport
Cellular component (GO): membrane
Molecular function (GO): carbohydrate:proton symporter activity
Source: RefSeq, a predicted model, not a curated record